Molecule: messenger RNA, 671 nt
Organism: Prunus dulcis (almond)
Lineage: Eukaryota; Viridiplantae; Streptophyta; Magnoliopsida; Rosales; Rosaceae
Product: 18.5 kDa class I heat shock protein-like
Exons: 1
Coding region: 109-540 (143 amino acids)
Biological process (GO): response to salt stress; protein folding; response to heat
Source: RefSeq, a predicted model, not a curated record
GCUCACUUCACAAAUUCCUUGAAAAAGUUGCUCACUUUCUUCUCCAUUUUUGUUUUGAUCUCUUGAUUCUCAGAAACUCCAUCCCAAACCAAACCCAGUUGAACAAAGAUGUCAAUCGUCCCAAUCAACGAGCAACGAGGCAGUGACUUCGACCCUUCCUUGGAUCUUGACCUGUGGGACCCAUUCACAGAUUUCCCUUUCCCAUUCCCUUCCUCAAUCUCCAACGUUUUCCGGGAAUUCAAUCUGGGUUCUUCGGUAAACUCAAGACUAGAUUGGAGAGAGACCCGAAAUGCCCACAUCCUAAAGGCGGCUCUUCCUGCGUUCAUGAACGAGGACGUGCUUGUGGAGCUUCAAGACGAGCGUGUGCUUCAGAUCAGUACAGACAGCGGUAGCUUCAUGACAAAGUUUAAGCUUCCGGACAACGCCAAGAUUGAGCAGCUUAAGGCCUUCAUGAGCAAUGGGGUUCUCACUGUCACUGUUCCUAAGGAGGAGCCCAGCAGACCCAAUAUCAGAGCCAUUGAAAUUUCUGGCGAAGAUUAAGGUGGUGAGGUCUUCUUUUGGCUAAUUUAAGAUAAUGGGUAGCUGCGUUUUGUGUCAGAAUGUGAAUAAAGUUUGUGUCUUUAUGUGAUUGAAAUGUAUAAAAAAUAGGUGUGAGUUUGUAAUGCUUUUAG